AUGUCCAUACCGCCCAGAAUCCCAGAAUUAAAACUAGACGUUUCUGAUUCCGACUCUGACAGCGACGAUCGACCUCUGAACGAGGACAUGAAAAACCUGAAACUCGCCUCAACGUCAUCAGAGUCUAUCACCUCUUCACUGUCCGUCUCUUCUUCCUCUUCAACCCUAUCACCAGCUUCUGCACAUGCCGCACGUCCCCCAUCCGUAACCUUUAAAGUUCCCCUGCCACCAAAUAAGACCAAGGUAGAAAACUCUCUCAAUGCGUUUCCAAUGCUGGGUGGGCCGCAACGAGCUGGAGGUUCGCUACCAGGUAGACGAAAAGUACCUUUGGGACCAGGUUUUUCGCCGUUAGAUUGGGCUCGGCUUACAAUGUCGGGCCAAAACCUCCGAGGAGUCUCGCAGCUUGCGCGAUAUACCCUUGAAGACGUAGCGCAACAUAAGAAGCGGGACGACCUAUGGAUGGCUAUACAAGGCAAAGUCUAUAACGUGACGCAGUAUGUAAAGUUUCAUCCGGGUGGUGCCGGGCAGCUUAUGCGAGGCGCGGGGAAGGACGCUACCGAACUUUUCAUGAAGGUGCACCCAUGGGUGAAUAUAGAUUCCCUGCUCGAAAAGUGCCACGUUGGUUACCUGGUCAAGGACAAGUAG
Messenger RNA from Spizellomyces punctatus DAOM BR117, 645 nucleotides. RefSeq lists its product as uncharacterized. The transcript has a single exon. The coding region runs from base 1 to 645 and encodes 214 amino acids. NCBI's taxonomy places the organism in Eukaryota, Fungi, Chytridiomycota, Chytridiomycetes, Spizellomycetales, Spizellomycetaceae. The record is from RefSeq and is a predicted model, not a curated record. Gene Ontology annotation, molecular function: heme binding.